CGGGCGGGAGGGCGGCGGGGGGGGGCCCGGGCCCUCCUCAGGUGGAGCCGCCGCCGCCGCCGCGCCCGUGACCCCCCCCCGCGGCCCGGGCGGAACCGGGGGGGCCCUGCCCCCACCCGCCGCCAAACCCCUUCAAGAUGGACAUCGAAGACUGCAAUGGGCGAUCCUACAUCUCUGGGAUCUGCUCCUCCUGGAAGGUGAGCGGCUGCGUGCGCCCUGCCAGCAGCUCCGACCUGCACCCGCAGCCGGGGCUCCAGCGCUGCUUCCAAGGGGUUGGCUGCGAGAGCGCUCCGGGCUACCUCCAGCAAGGCAGUGGGGAUUCCUCCCUGGAGAAGGAGUUCAGCUCGGCCAUCGUGGGGCCCCCCAUGAGCACCCCCAACAGCCAGCACUCGUCCCCCAGCCGCUCGCUCAGUGCCAGCUCCAUCAAGGUGGAGAUGUACAGCGACGAGGAGGGCAGCCGCCUGCUGGCCCCCGACGAGCGGAUGCUGGACAAGGACGACAGCGUCAUCGUGGAGGAUUCCCUCUCGGAGCCCUUGGGCUACUGCGACGGCCCCGGCCAGGAGCCCCAUUCCCCCGGUGGCAUCCGCUUGCCCAAUGGCAAGUUGAAGUGUGACAUCUGCGGCAUGGUCUGCAUCGGCCCCAACGUGCUCAUGGUGCACAAGCGCAGCCACACGGGGGAAAGACCCUUCCAUUGCAACCAGUGCGGAGCCUCCUUCACCCAGAAGGGGAACCUCCUGCGCCACAUCAAGCUGCACUCCGGGGAGAAGCCCUUCAAGUGCCCCUUCUGCAACUACGCCUGUCGGAGGCGGGAUGCGCUCAGCGGGCACCUCCGGACGCACUCCGUCUCCUCCCCUACGGUGGGCAAGCCCUACAAGUGCAACUACUGCGGGCGCAGCUACAAGCAGCAGAGCACGCUGGAGGAGCACAAGGAGCGGUGCCACAGCUACCUGCAGAGCCUGCACCCGGAGCCGCCGGCCCUGCCCAGCCAGGCAGGGGAGGAGAUGAGGGAGCUGGAGAUGGUGCCGGAGGCGCUGCUGCAUCCCUCCUCCGAGCGGCCCAGCUUCAUCGACCGCCUGGCCAGCAGCCUCACCAAGAGGAAACGCUCCACGCCGCAGAAGUUCGUGGGGGAGAAGCAGAUGAGGUUCAGCCUCUCGGACCUCCCCUUCGACGUCAACCCCGGCUUCGAGAAGGACGUGGACAUGGUCCCAGCCCAUCACCCCCUGGACCCUGCCUACGGAGCCCCCUUAUCCCUGCUGGGGGGGGGGGAGCACCUCCGCGGCCUCCGCCUGCCCCCCACAAACUGCAUCUCGGAGGUGACCCCCGUCAUCAGCUCCGUGUACACCCAGCUCCAGGCGCUGCCGCCCCGGCUCGAGCUGCCGGGGGGCCGGGAGGCGGCCGAGGGCCACGAGGACGUGGGCGCCGCGGUGCCGGUGCCGGUGCUGUACCGGGGCCGGGAGCACAGCGGCUCCCCCCCCAACGGCUGCGCCGACUCCAGCGACACCGAGAGCAACCACGAGGAGCGGAGCUCGCAGGGGCCCGCGGGGAGCAGCCGCCAGAGCCCAGCUUACGCCAAAGAGGACCCCAAGGUGCCGGAGGGGCCCCCGGCCGCCCGCUCCACCCCGAGCUCUGCCAAAGAAGCCCUGAGGGUGCUCAAUGAGGAUGGGGAGCAGCUCCGGGCCUUCAAGUGCGAGCACUGCCGCAUCCUCUUCCUGGACCACGUCAUGUUCACCAUCCACAUGGGCUGCCACGGCUUCAGAGACCCUUUCGAGUGCAACAUCUGUGGCUACCACAGCCAGGACCGGUACGAGUUCUCCUCCCACAUCGUGAGGGGCGAGCACAAAGUUGGUUAAACCCCCCCCCCCAAUCCGUUAUCCCCAUCAUCCCCGUUAUCCCCAUCCCUUGGCUCUCGCUCAGCC
Neopsephotus bourkii (Bourke's parrot) is the source of this 1916-nucleotide messenger RNA. It is a transcript of the gene IKZF4, whose product is annotated as IKAROS family zinc finger 4. The record is from RefSeq and is a predicted model, not a curated record. The coding region runs from base 138 to 1850 and encodes 570 amino acids. The transcript is spliced from 9 exons. Lineage: Eukaryota; Metazoa; Chordata; Aves; Psittaciformes; Psittacidae. Gene Ontology annotation, biological process: regulation of transcription by RNA polymerase II. Gene Ontology annotation, molecular function: RNA polymerase II cis-regulatory region sequence-specific DNA binding; DNA-binding transcription factor activity.